Messenger RNA from Babesia microti strain RI, 234 nucleotides. RefSeq names its product U6 snRNA-associated Sm-like protein LSm6. Gene Ontology annotation, molecular function: RNA binding. The record is from RefSeq and is a predicted model, not a curated record. Bases 1 to 234 code for a protein of 77 amino acids. The transcript is spliced from 3 exons. Lineage: Eukaryota; Apicomplexa; Aconoidasida; Piroplasmida; Babesiidae. Gene Ontology annotation, cellular component: sno(s)RNA-containing ribonucleoprotein complex; U4/U6 x U5 tri-snRNP complex; P-body. Gene Ontology annotation, biological process: mRNA splicing, via spliceosome; maturation of SSU-rRNA.
AUGGCUAAUGCUUCACCCAGUAGCUUUAUCACUAGUGUUACUAGAAAUCCAGUAGUUGUAAGAUUAAACAACGGUUCUAAUUUUAAAGGUAUUCUUGCAUGUUUGGAUGAAAGGAUGAACAUUUCAAUGGAAAACACCAAAGAAUAUAUUAAUGGCGUAUUGGUUAAGGAAUAUGGAGAUUCAUUUAUUCGCGGAAACAAUGUGUUGUACAUUCGGACGGAUAAUGACGGAUGA